UCGGGGGCAUCCAAAUUAUUGUCGAAGAUAUAUAUAAACACAGCAGUGUUGAUUUGAUCAGUACACUUCACUAAUUGGCUUAAAGCAGUAAUUUCCUGCAGCCAAUCUUGCGAUCAGUUUACCUUACCAUUAAUAUUGCUCUCGAAAAUGCUGCGCCAAGUCGUGUUUUUAUCGUUGAUUAUCGGAGCUCUGGCCGGUUUUGGCAGGUUCAAUGAUAAUUUCGGUAACAACAACUUCGGCAAUCCGGGAUUUAAUCAAUUCGGGAACCCAGGGUUUGGUGGCGGUAAUUUCGGUAGUCAGAACUCAGGGUUCGACCAGAGUGCAUUCCAAAGCCAAGACCAGGCAGCUGGUAACGCUGCUGGCGCCGGAAAUGCAGCGGUAGGCGGUGAAGGUCAAGCCCAGAGCAUUAACAAAGCCGAUCACCAAGCGGACGGCAGACGCACCCAGUCCAGUGGUCUCAGUGCCAACACCGCCCAGGGUACCGGUGGAGUAACGGCCGGUGGCGCCGCCCAAGCCGGUGGUCAAACAGCCAGCCAGAAAGCCGGACAACGACAACGCGGCUUCAAUAACAACAAUUUCCAAAGUUUUGGUGGUUUUAAAUAAACAAUUCUAUUUUCCUGUACAUCUACUGGUGCGAACGACAUCAACAAGUAUUUUUCCCUGUUGUUGUGAUUUGGAUUUUCUAUAAUAAAAAUUCAGGCAAUCUGAAA
This is a messenger RNA of Paramacrobiotus metropolitanus, 710 nucleotides long. RefSeq lists its product as uncharacterized. Lineage: Eukaryota; Metazoa; Tardigrada; Eutardigrada; Parachela; Macrobiotidae. The coding region runs from base 148 to 603 and encodes 151 amino acids. The record is from RefSeq and is a predicted model, not a curated record. The transcript is spliced from 2 exons.